This is a messenger RNA of Sphaeroforma arctica JP610, 9186 nucleotides long. RefSeq lists its product as hypothetical. NCBI's taxonomy places the organism in Eukaryota, Ichthyosporea, Ichthyophonida. The transcript is spliced from 2 exons. The record is from RefSeq and is a predicted model, not a curated record. Bases 91 to 8769 code for a protein of 2892 amino acids.
AUAAAUAAAUACACCAGGUAUUGUCACCUAUUAACUGUUUCUGAAUAAAUAUCAACUGUGGUUUGAAGCUGUAUAUCUCUUCAUAUCAAAAUGGACUUACGUACGUGCCUGCUUCAAGGACCCGGUGCGAAUUAUGUACCAGGGCACUCAAACCAUCCGUAUCCCGAUGUACAACAUCGCUUGGCUCAUUGGAAAACUGUUGCGAACUGGGUAGUUACUGAAGCUACUCAACAUGACGAGCACGAACUACGUAUAUACGCCCUCCCGAGUGCCUUUAUAGUCGCUGAGAGUACGCGGCGACGAGAUGUUAUGGAUCUAUGCGAUCAGCUUUUCACAUUGACCAUUGUGAUGAUACCUCGACCUGCCCCAGGCGAGACUGCGCGGCUAUUCUGUACUGAGCCGUAUAGAGGGGAAUAUACUCUCUCAGAUCUGACUGAGCAGCUCAGUGAAGAUAAGCUAGGAGACCUAACAGAACUGCAAACCAAAUACUCCGACGUAAAUUGUGAUGUUGAUUCAGAACUGCUCGUCGAAUCUUUUGUGGGGUACGUAUUCGAACGCAUACUCAACCACGCAUCUGACGAUUUAGUACUGGUUAAGUUUCAGCUCCGACUUGCUGCGUGGUUUAACUCCGAAGAACUGUCCGUGCGUGAGUUUCAAUCGUUUUACGCGCUCGUAGAUGCCCUGGACGAGAACACUCGCGCCUUAUAUUUGAUUGAAGAGCGUUUGCAAGAUGCCCGUCAGCACUUGUACGACGAGAAUUGCGUAAAGGCCGAGGAAAAAUCAAAAAUUACCGAUCACUUGCCUUCGCAGUCGAUAUCGAGUUUGCCAGAUACAUCAUAUCAGAUCAAUACCGAGAAAUUAAGUUGCGAACCACUAAACGUAGACUCGAUUGGAUUGGGAAUAUAUGCUGAACCUAUCGUUAGUAUUCCUGCGCUAUUCACGCUCGAAGAUGUUGUCGCACUGAGUCGAGCUACGACCGAAUUUCCAGACCAUCUUGUUCUGUAUGCCGUUGAAUCAUGGCUAGCUACCUUUUUGGGCACAGCGUCAAGCGAUACAAAUUUUAAUGUAGAUCUCGAGAUCCUUGCUGGUGUGGCGAAAUGGCUCCUGGAUCUUGUCCAGAGAACUUCCAUCUCGUCAGAUGCACACCAUUACUCGGAGUGUGUAGUUAGUCAUCGCCGCCUGGUGGCCUCAGCAUUCGUUUGUCUCAAUCACAUUCUCAUUGUGCGAGAAUAUCCGGAAGCGGAGCAGUUUUCGCUCGGUUUGCCUAAUUGGUCAUCACAUUAUCGCUUGUCAAGUGAUAGCGCACUCGAGUUGCAUCGGCAGAUCGGUGAUUACAUCAAGCCUUUCCUAGCAAGACCUGAAGUGCCCGCGUUAGGUCUAGAGCACCCCCAAGGAUGGAUUCAGUUAGCAAAUUUGGUCGUGCGUGAAGAUGACGCAGACUUUCUUGAAGCACUUCAGUCGCAGGACAAACAGCGUACUGCACUAUGGAAUAAUACGAUUGUACCACUUCAGAGACGGUAUCGUCGUGCCGAGAAAGAGCUGGCCCGGUUGGUAAUCGAGCAAAUGAUGCACGAGGCGAAAAUAGAUGAAUUGAACUCAGAGCUCGUAAGUUUGAAGGAGGUAUUGAGCUCUGUUGAAAGGCAAAUGAAUGAUAAAAAAGAGUACCAUCAGGGCAAGAAAGAGGCGCGAGAUACGGCACGAAAAGCUAAAACAGCGGCACUGGACCGCGCGGAGGACCUGGAAGCAGUCAUCGAUAAAAAAAAGCGAGAUUUAGAUGUUUUGAAAAAGGAGCGGUCGGCUUCGGCAAAAACCUUCGAGAAUAAGUUGGGUUAUCAAAGUAUUUUCACCGAGUCGUUAGAGCAGACCAAACGUAAGAAACACGAGCGCAAACUCCGAAUGGAAGAUGUACAAAGCCAGCUUAAAACUCUGGUGCAGCGGGUAGAAGCAUUAGAAACCGGUAUACUGACUUUGCAACUUGGCUCGAGCUCCAACCUUUAUGGGUUUGAAGGGAAACUCUGGAACCUUUCACGUCUACAGAACGCAGUGGUUGGCGAGAAUACGAAAAAAGGAGAGUUGGAAGCCGCACUUCAGGAACUUGAAUCAGCUUCAGUAACUGGGGAUGAUCUAGACAUUGCUGGUGCACUCGACGACGCGAAAUCUGAUACCACCAAAUUGAAGGAUUUGUAUGAUGAGACUAUGAAGAAGUCCGAUUCCAACAUAGAAAUUGCGGAAGGGCACAUAGUCGAAUUAGAGACACAACUCCAAAAAGCUGUGCUGGAGGCCGACUUUCGCAAGGAGGCAUUCGUAUGGGCUCAGAAGACGCUGGCGGAUACGGACGACGGGUCUGAAUUUUAUGUGGAGAUUCGGCGCUUGUCCAAAGAGGUGAAUGAGUUAGAAAACCGUAUAAGUCAAAAACAGGAAACUGUAAAAUCACUGAAAAAGGAAAGUGAUGAUCAGCGGGAGAAAAUGACAGAAACUGAUCGCCCUUUCUACCCUAAAUUUACGGAACUACCUCACAGCAGAACGCAAGCCCGCAACCAUUUAUUCUUUAAAGAGAAAAUGACACCAAAACUGGACAACUUCGCAUUGUCUCUUUACAACUUGCCCUGCUAUACGAAAACCCGUAUCUCUGCGGGAAAUGAAUUCCCAGGCCAGUUCAAGACGAUGGUGAGUUAUCGCAGAAGGAAGUCAUUAAUUGCAGUGAAAGUUAUGGAUAUGGAUAUUAAUGACUGGACGAAGGACGGUCUGGACUAUGCGGACCUGCAAUAUAAGGAUAUAUAUAUAGUUUGGAAAUUCGAUGAUAAUGUUUGGGAAUUCAAACUCAAUGGGGUCGACGGUGCUCUUUUCGUACCUGACAUCAAAUCGGAUUCGAAAUGGGCUUUGACGACGGUCGGUAUAUCUGCCAGCGAUGAUAGCACGCGCUCUAAUGAAUGGGUGGCGCACACAGAACAACUUUCCGAGGCGGAUGGUGAGGCCGUUGGUCGUGUUCUAGCGUUUCCACGCCAGUCAUGGAUGGAGCUAGUUGCGUUUAUACGCACCCAAGAUUUGCAACUGAGUACUGAUUUUGCAUCUCGGAUUCGAAUCGAGAACGCCAUUUCAGUGGUGAUGGAUUUGGUGCGACGCGUUGGCCCACUAGAUCCAGACACGGGUGACUAUAUUUGGGCGAGUGGAGUGAAGUGCGACAGUGCAAUCUGGGAGAUUUUCCGUUCGAUCAUUGACAACAAUGCCAACAACCCACACAAUGUUGUAGUACUAUGGCUCACAGCCGAGGCUUUAAAUCGUCUCGUGCAGUUAGGGCUCGAUGAGGCUCUCCCAGUGCUGCAUCAUUGUGCUAAGCAAUGCUCUCAGCUCCCCCGUGACAGCUUCAUGGUUAAUGCGGUAUGUACAGUAGUCGCUGCAUACUCCUUUGAGCGUGCCAGAGAACCUGAUGAUAGUCGCAAGGCCUCUGAGUAUCUAUUAGCGGCGCGAAUCGCUGCUUAUGGCUGUCGUCCUUCAGAUCAUGCUUUCCUCAAUGAGGCUCCAGAAUUGCUGAAAACAAUCUUAGAAAGAACUUUGGAACGAAUUUGUGUGACCUGGAUAGCAAACCUAGAUAAGGACAACUGCAUUGUUGAUCGUGUUCUGAACAGUUUUUGGAACAGUGAUGCAACCCGAGAUUGGUCGAAUUCCGGCAGUAGCCUCUUCGUAUGCCGCUACCCAUCCUACGAGCUCGAUGUGCUUACAGGCGAAAUUCGUAUCGACAUGAAGCACGCUGGGCCAUUGCCACGUUCGUUAAUAGCGCAGAGCAGCUGGAAGCAGUUAUUCGGUGACACUGUAUUUCCAGAAAUGGUAAAGAGUGAUGAUGUAUAUACCAGUUUACCGGAUGUACCUUUUCCACACUACACAAUACGCACAGACGAGAAAGGUCAAUUAUCAGGCGUGCGCGCGGAGUAUGAAAAUGAAGUCACAUUAACUACCGGCGUAUCAGAUGCUUCUUGCGUGAUCAAUACGAUGCCACGCGAAAUGUACACGCGGACACCAUGGUAUGACAAGCACCGCGAUCGAGUGGUUUUUAUGGAUACAACAGGCACGGUACUAGAAGUUGCGGAGGCGGAUGGAAAAUCAAAUGGUAGAUACAACAUUGUAUACGUUGAAGACAACCGAGUCAACAAAGAAAAUUCUUGGGCGGCGGAAGGAUUUAUAUCUGAAAUCCUUCCAACACAGAAACGGUUAUUGCAUGUGUGCGACGAGCUCCAACUGUGGACAGAUGUGCUCGCACGUGUAGAAGAUCAGGAACAUAUUGAGUUAAGCAGCCUGUAUGUACCUUCAAUAGAUCAGUUCAAACUCACAUGGAAGUUAUAUCGUUGGAGCGCUAUUGGACUCAGCUUCGAGCAAACCCUGGGUCAAAUUGCAUGGCGUAGUAUGGAGUACGAUGGGUAUGAGAUGGCACGUGAACAGCACUGCCCCCAUAUCUGGGGCCAGUCACGAAAUUAUUUACGCUUGGUGGCAACGGACCCUAAUGAAGCUGUAAGACUGCCAGAUAUCUUCUUGUUGCGCGAACUGGACCCACAUACCACUUCUCUCAUGGAAUCCUCCGAGGUACAUAUAACGUAUCAUGAGUACACAAUUCACCCUACCUUAGGCGAACUUAGGGCACGUACAAUGGAAGGCUUGUUGUAUUUGGCCGUGGAGUCUCUACGUCACCACGACGGGCUGCCUCUGACUGAUAGCAAUGUCAUGACAGGUGAGGAGCGUGCUACCGAAUGUCUUCGCAGAGCGUUGGCAGUAGAUACGUUAUCGCCCAACUCGUCAACGGAAAGGUCAUUAAGGAUGAUAGAAUCUCUAUGUUCGUCAGUACAAUCGCCCAUCUACCAGAUGUGCGCCUUGGUUCGUCACCAAGCGGCCAUUUUGGGGUCGCUAAAUGAGUCUGCGAGUGAAGAUUUAGAACACACUUUACGUACACAGGCUGAAAUUGACUCAAAGGUAGAGACAUGUAUGCGAUUAGGGCCUCGUCUACAGCUUCCUGCAAGCCUUUUGUUGCAGUCUGAUUCAAUAGACAGUAGUUUGAAGGCGGAUGUGCGAUCGUUCCAGACGAUAAAUAUUGAGCCAGUGCCCUACACAACAUCCGCCGGCAAGCACGAAGCGAAGUUGAACUGUAUGUUGGCAGUACUAGGCCAAGAUAGUCGAUCAGAUUCUAUUGAAGAAACCGACAGCAAACUGAAAUUCCCACUUGAGGGGCUCAAGGCCGUAACUGAGCAUAUGGAAAAUCUCAUCCAGUCCACUAAAGAGAGCUGGGAGGAAUACCAAAAUAUCAUCCCCGUGAAACCAGUUGUUGAUGAAAUGAGACCUAUUAUAUGGGAGAUUCAGCGAGAGGGUAGGGUGGCUAGGGACAAACUGGUCGCGUACAUUGACUCGGCAAUGCGGCGGAUAACCAAGGAGGAUCCACUGAACUGGAAGGUUCGUCAGAUUGUUGGCUUUAUUCCUCAAUUUUCUCGCAUCGACUAUGUCCGAGCAAUUUUGGACGAGAAACACAUACUCAGCUUCACUCCCUACCUAUCACUUGUCUCCGUAGAACGAGUGCGCGACGCUCUGUUUGCCUGGGCGGAACUCGUUGUGCUGCUGGACAGAUGCUCUCGACUGCUUGCACCAAAUAUUACGCUGAAUUCACUUAUCGUCGAGCUGGAAACGAAGCGCUCGUACGAUAUCCGCACUUACCCUGAAUGGCUGGUAUUCGAGCUCGACGGGCGGUUACAGAUACGUAAUGAUCAACAGGCCGCUGUGGCUGAACUCGUGAAGGCUAUGGGGCCUAAUCUCUCAGAUACGCAGCUUAAACCUAUGAUGCUGCAAAUGGGGAUCGGCUCGGGCAAAACGCGUGUGGUGAUGCCACUGCUAGCGCUCCAUAUUAACAGCAAGGUGUACGCAUGCAUCGAACACCAUCCCCACAAGUUGUGCCGUGUGCUGGUGCCAGAGCCACUACUAGACGAGGCAUAUGCCGCCUUCAUCACCUCGUUAUCACUCAGUACAUUAGCACAACCUGUCAUACGCAUGCCGUUUUCGCGUCAAAGUAGUAUCAGUGAGAAAGAUAUGGACUUGCUGUACCGCCACCUUUCACUGCUGCGUGUGCAUGGUGCCAUGGUUAUGAGCGCCCCAGCUCAUAUCAACUCGGCGCGGCUGAAAACAGUGGAAGAGGUAGAAGAUACAAACUGGUCCAGAAUGCCACAGACCUUUGUGAAUCCAAACCUGUUUGUUGACAUUGUGGACGAGUGUGACGAGGUGUUCCGCCCGGGGAGUGAGCUUGUCUAUGCGGUAGGUGAGGUGCGCUACGAUGGAGCCGAUUCCCCAACUAGCCUGUUAAGGAUUCGUGUGAUUGAAAUCGUUUUGGAGCUCGCGUGGAGCUACCAGGAGGAUCUUGGCGAAGCGGUGGUGCCAUGGUGUGAUUUUUGCAAGGAACUUCUGCAUCGAGUUUUUAAUUUGCCGUCAAGAGCUGGAAACUUGGCAUGGCUUGACGAAGCGAGAGACCGUGAUGUAAUCGUUGGGACAGAAGAGCCGGAUAUGGACGAAUACAAAGAUUCGGAGUCGACUCAAUUGUUAAUGUUGCGUGGGUUGUUCUCAUUUGGUUUGCUGGCGAACCUAUGGGAACGUCGUUAUCGAGUGCACUAUGGGAUCGAUGAAACGGAAACGACAUACAAGAAGAAACGUCUAGCCGUCCCUUUCCGUGCCAACGAUACACCGUCGCACAAGAGCGAGUUUGCACGGUUAGACCUUGUAAUUGGUUUUACCAUCAUGUCGUACUACCACAAAGGUCUGACCUUGCAUCAAGUUGGCGAAGCAUACAGACGGCUGUUGCAGCUCAACAUAAAUCAACGCGAGGCCGAGUAUAAGUAUUGGACUGCGGACUUAGAUAAUGAUUCGUCCUGUCCCCGCAGUGUAAAGGAUAUAACCGACGCCGAUAUCGAGCAACUAGCCGCAGUUGUUGGGAACAAACGAACAGUAAUCCAUUUCUGGCUUAAUCAGUGCUUGUUCCCAACCGAGCUGCAAACAUACCCUCUGUCGAUAUCGACCAAUUCGUGGCAUUUGAUGUCAGGUUCGCAUCGUAUUGUUGGAUUCUCAGGUACUCGAGACUUGGGUUUGUUGUCACCGCACGCCACAGAGAUGGGCUAUGUCAAAGGUCACAAAGGAGCUAAUGGUCGAAUGCUAACUCUGACCAACAGAGUCAAGGACGAAGACGUGUACCCCGUAGGAAAAGGCGCGGAGGUCAUAAGCGACCUGAUCUCCAUAGCAAAGAAUCGGCAGGUUGAUGCUAUAAUCGAUGCCGGAGCUCUAUUCCAAGGUCACACACCCGCAGAAAUCGCGGUACGUUUGCGUGCAGAACUGCCACCGUCCAAAUAUCGGAGGGGUAUCGUUUACCACACCCCAGAGGGUUGGCGUACUUUGCCAUCCGACCAGAGUACCAAAUCACAAGACAUGGCCACAUGCACUAUCCCAGUACAUCAGUGUUUGGUAUUGUACGAUCAGGAGCACACGCGUGGGGUGGAUAUGCAACUGCGACACGAUGCCUUUGCCCUCGUUACUGUAGGCCCAGACUUGACUCGAGAUGCGUUUAUGCAGGCCAUAGGGCGCUUGCGUUUGCUGGAUGGCAAUCAGCGCUUUGGGCUUGUGAUACCUCAGAACAUUUUGGACAAAACUGACUGCAUAGCCCCAACAGAGGAAUGGACGCGCACACAGCGUCUUCUUGGCUGGUUGCUGCAGAACACUGACCAUGCGGUACAGUAUAAUGUUGUGAAUUGGGUAGAACAAGCCAUACACUUCCGUGCUACGGAUGCGGCACGUCGUCGAAACCAACAACCGCGAGAAUUGAAAUUCGCUGGAUUCGGCGGCCCACUUGCUGCACGGACAACCAUGACGACGAAUCAAGCAGGAGGAUUCGGUGCAAAGACGACGAAUCAAGCAGGAGGAUUCGGUGCAAAGACGACGGAUGCACAAAAACCGUCCUUCGGCACACCUGCUUCCGCAUCUUUCGGCGCACCUGCUCCCCCCAACACCGACGCGUGGUAUUUAGACGACCAGGAUCAGCCAGACAAACUCUACGGCAUAAGUUGUCGUGUGGAACCCCCGGCGAUUCGCGCGAUCGAAUUGCUUGAGGCGAAUGCUCAUCAUUUCAACGAUGAUUUGACGGGUAAAUGUCUCCUUAUAACCCUCCAACACACUGUCAAGUCGCUGAAACCUAAUGAGGACUCACUUCCUGUCAACACAGACCACGGAUUCAACACCUUUGUGCAAAGAGAAAUGCAGCAACACCAGGAACAGGAAAUCGCCAUGGAGGUAGCGAGCGCCGUAUACACACCAGCGAUUGACCCGAAUGAGAGGGAGGUGAUGCGCACUAUGGCGGUGAAUGGGUCUGCCAUAGAGUCUCGGUUGCUUUGCUCUGCAAACUUUGAAGCUAAAGCAGCUACAGGUACGCACCCCAUCUACAAGUACGUGGGUCCUUUGUGUUAUAAUGCCGAUGAUAACACGUACGAGGUGCUCACCCAGCGAGAAGCCGAGUGGUACAUGGAGGAAAAUAAGCAACUUCUCCAUCUCAACGUACACAAUACUGAGCCCUUCACGGCUCUACUGUCAGUUUACAACGGCUACUUAUCUCUCGAUAGCGAGGACCGGCGCCGCUUCUUGGUCACCUGCGACGAUGAGACGGCUCUGGCGGCACUACGCAGUGUCAUCGAUAGCAGACGGCUUGCAGCAUCUAUCCCGGACUCACACUUUGGCCAAGCACUCAUCAAUGCACGCAUGAUAUAAUUUUAGUGCUCGCAGCUUGAUUUGUUCGACGAUAUGCCUCCGGUGCGUUUUGUAUAGUAAUACGUGUGUACUGCAACAAGCCACGCCACUGGAAUCGUCUGAAUUUAUCUUUGAUACCCGCAGACCGAGUAAGCAAUUGAUUGUGAAUGUGUAUCGUGUGGAAGCCUCAGUGCACAAAAAAAUAGUAUACUUCUUGCUUCUUGAGGAUUUCAUAUAGUGACAUAUAUUCAUGAAUGUACACAGUAUAUAAUAUAUAAUAACCAAUAUUAAAGGGUCGAUGCGAGAACACAAUGUACAACUUCGGUUUGUACCUAGACGUUGGCAAAUCAAUUGCUAUUAAUUUCUUCACUAUGAGUCUGUUGUUCUAAUGAAAGCGUUUGUAUACAUGAUGGUAAAUUCAAAUAAACAUAUUUCUGC